Mercenaria mercenaria is the source of this 12894-nucleotide messenger RNA. RefSeq lists its product as uncharacterized. The coding region runs from base 1 to 12894 and encodes 4297 amino acids. The transcript has 14 exons. The record is from RefSeq and is a predicted model, not a curated record. Lineage: Eukaryota; Metazoa; Mollusca; Bivalvia; Venerida; Veneridae.
AUGUUUUGUCCAUCAAGUGUAUUUUCUACAGAGACAUCUGGUAUCACAACGACAUAUUCAACGACUCGAACUUUGAGCACAGUAUCGACAGAAAUACCACUAUCAACAAACAUUCUAUCAUCAACGGAAAUUUCAUCAUCAACAGACAUUUCUUCAAAAGUAUUUUCAUCAUCAACAAAAAUUCCAUUGUCAACAGAAAAUCCAUCAUCAACAGAUGUUUCAAUAUCAACAGAAAUUCUGCCAUCAACAAAAAUUUCAUCAUCAAUGAAAAUUUCAUCAUCAACAGGAAUUCCAUUAUCAACAGAAAUUUCAUCAUCAACAGAAAUUCCAUCAUCUUCAGAAAAAUCAUUUUCAACAGAAACUUCACCUUCGUCUUCAUCUACUCGUACAAGCAAACUGACUUCAACCACAGAAGUGUCAUCAUCAACAGUUUCGCAGAGGUCAACUAUAACAGUAACAUCAGUAAGUACCGGCACACUAUCGACAGAUAUAGCAUUAACGACGGAAAGGUCAAGUGCAAUUACCAGUGUGUCAAUAGCUUCCAGUUCAAUUAUAAUUCCAUCUCAAGAAAGCAGCUCUACUGAUGUGUCUACGGAAGCAAGCACAGCACAAAGUCAAAAAACCACAUCAACAAAAAAUACAAGAAUACCUUCAAGUUCUAGUUCUCAUGGCUUGUCGUCAACAAGCUCAGUGUCCUCUCCUUCACCCACCGUUACAUUAAGCACAACAGAAAUAGGAAAAACAAGCGGAACCAGCUCAAUAAUUCACUCGUCAACUACUUCUGCGACUCCGUCUACAAUGCAAUCAACACUUUUACGUUCUACAACUGAUUUUAUACUAAUUUCAACGACAAACAUAUCGAAAACAACACCCUCAGAUAUUUCAUCAUCAACGCAACUAAGUUCAUCAACGACAAGUUAUUACAUUUCAACAAUAUCAUCGACAUCAGUAACCGAGUUUAACUCACAAAGUACAAACGUUUCAAGUACAAAGACAAAAGGUACAUUAUCAACAACCGAUUUUAACUUUUCGUCAACAUCAUUUCCGCAGACUUCAUUUAACUCAAGUACAGAGACAUCUGGUUUUUUUACGACGUAUUCAUUUGCAACAAUAUCGACAGAAACGUCACAUUCAACAGAAGUUUUAUCAUCAACAGAAACGUCGCCAUCAUCAGGAAUUCCAUCAUCAACAGAGAUUUUAUCCACAACAGACAGUUCAUCAACUGUAAUUUCUACAUCUACAGGAAAUUCAUCGGCGUUUUCAUCAACAGUUAAAAACAAAUCGACUUCUUCAACUGAAGUGUCAUCAAUAACAAAUAGUGUCUCGCAGAGAACAACAGUAUCAGUUACAUCAAGUACUAACAUAUUAUCGACAGGUAUCGCUUCCUCAAUAAGGGAACGUUCAAGUUUAGUGACAGGUGUUCCGACAACUUCUAGUUCAGUUUCAAUACCUUCACAAGAAAGUAGUUCUUCUGACAGUUCUACGGUAGCAAGCACCGAGCAAAGUCAAGAAACCUCAUCAAAAACAAAUACAAUAAUACCGUCAAGUUCAAGUGCUAGUAGCGUGUCGGUAACAACCUCAUCACCAUCGUCUUCAUCAACCAAUAAAUUUAGUUCGAAGAAAACAGGCAAAACAACCAAAUUCCUCUCAACUAAAUUAACUUCCACGGACUUAAGUUCUACUCCGUUUAGCACAUUUACUUCUGCUGGUACAGAAAAAAGUACUUCCAGUGCGUAUACUUCGACAGACAAACGAACUACUGAAGUUAUAUCAACUACAAUUUCUACGAGUCAAAUAUACAAAAGCACAUACACGUCGUCGACAGAUAUUAGCACAUUUGCAGAAAGUUCGACUGAAGGAAAAUCAAAGUUUACCUCUAAAAUAACAUCUACUUCCUACAUCUCAACUAAAAGUCUUUCCACGGUUAGUUCUACUCAUUUGAGCACGGUUACAUCUGCUGCCACAGAUACAAGUAGUUUGACACCGACGGUAAUCAGUACACAGAAAAUCUCUUCCACUGAUUCUACUAAGUAUAUAUCUUCUAUAGCUACUUCAGCAGGUCAUGAAACAAGCAGUGUCAUGCCAACUGUUUACAGUACCACUGGACGCAGUUCAACUGAAUAUAGUUCAACAAAAAUACCACCUUCCCAAUUCGAGUCAUCUACAACUUCUUCUAUCAGAAUUGAAACAAGCACAUUUAGCUUAACAGAAAUAAGUACAUUCGGACAAAGUUCAACAGAAAGCAAAUCGACAUCUCCUUCUACAAGAACAUCCACUCAAUUCAUUUCAGCUAAAACAACUUCACGCACUGACACUACAUCCACAGAAUUUAUUUCAUUUGGAAAAGGCUCACCCAUAAGCAAAUCAGCCCCUACCACUCAAAAAACGUCAACCUACUUUUCCUCAACUGAAUUAACUUCUUCGGACAUCAGUUCCACUCCGAUCAGCACAUUUACCUUUGCGAGUACGGACAAAAGUACAUCCAUACGGUCAGAAUUCAGUAAAUCAACAGUCAUCUCUGCAUUGGUUACAUCAUCCACUGUUGGUUCUGCAGGCACUCGAACAAGUUCUUAUAAACCGACUGUAAAAAGUACAUCUGUAAUAAGCUCAAGUGUAUAUAGCUCAACAGACACAAGAACUACAAAACUGAAAUCAUCUACAAUUUCUACGAGUCGAAUUUAUACAAGCACAUACACGUCGACAGAAUCAAGUACAUUUGGAAAACGUUCGACUGUAAGCGAGUCGACGUUCACUUCCAAACUAACAUCAAACAAACCAACUCCUACCCCUAAAACUACACCAAACCAAUUCCUCUCAACUAAAUUAACUUCCACGUACUUAAGUUCUUCUUCGUUCAGCACAUUUACUUCUGCGGGUACAGAAAGAAGUACUUCCAGUGCGUUUACUUCGACAGACAAACGAACUACUGACGUUAUAUCAACUACAAUUUCUACGAGUCAAAUAUACAAAAGCACAUACACGUCGUCGACAGAUACAAGUGUCAGUAGCGUGUCGUUAACAACCUCAAUACCAUUGUCUUCAUCAACCAAUAAAUUUAGUACGAAGAAAACAGAUAAAACAAGCAGCACAAGUUCAGUAGUGUACUCGUCAACUACUGCUUUGACUCCAACUUCAGCAACAUUUAUAUCAGUAUCAACAUUUACACCUUCAACUACAAAUUUCACACUAAGAUCGACGACGACACUAUCGGGUACUAUGUCAACAACUGAUAUGAAUGUUUCGUCAACAACUAUUCAGCGUAUUUCAUCAAGUACAGAGACCACUGGUAUCAAAACAGGAACUCAAACUUCAAGCACAAUUUCGACAGGUUUGCCACCGUCAACUGGCAUUCCAUCUUCAACAGCAGUUCAAACAUCAACAGAAAUUUCAUCAACAGAAAUUCCGACAUCAACAGAAAUUCAAUCAUCAACAGACAUUUCAUUAUCUACAGGAACUUCAUCAACAAAAAUUUCGUUAUCAAAAGAAAGUUCAUCGACGUUUUCUUAUACAAAGAAACAUACUUCAACUGAAAUGUCUUCGAUAACUAACAGUGUUUCAAAGAGUUCAACUAUAUCAUUAAUAUCAUUAACUACUCACACAAUGUCGACAGAUACCGCAUCAACGACGGAACGUUCAAGUGCAAUUACUAGUAUUCCGAUAACUUCUAGUUCAGUUAUAACAUUUUCGCAAGAAAGUAGCUCUACCAGGAUGUCUUCAGUAGAAAGCACAGAGCAAAGUCAGAAAACUUCAUCCACAACAGAAGCAAGGACGCUUUCAAGUUCAAGUCCUCAACGGGAGUCGUCAACUAGCUCAUUACCAUUGUUUUCAACAAGCUCAGUACCAUCGUCUUCAUCAGUCAGCUUUAGCACAACUGAAAUACGCAGAACAAGCAACUUAAGUUCGGUAGAUUUCUCAUCUAGUACUACAGAGACUUUAUCUACAGCAACAUUUAUAUCGGUAUCAACGUCUACACCUUCAACAACUGGUUUAACACUAAGGUCGACGUCAACAGUUUCGGCUCUUCCAAGUUCAUCAACAUCAAGUAAAUACAUUUCGUCGACUGUUUCGCAAGACACAUCAAAAUCCGAUUUAACCUCGCAGAAAGUUUCCUCAGUCAGGACUAUUACAACAGGACGUAGCAGUGUAACCUUUUCAGAAACAAUUUCCGAACGAAGUAGAUCUACAUUCUCAACAUCAGAUACAAGUGCCAUUGUUUCGAGUUCUACUCAUACUGUACGACAAAGUCCUGAAACAAGCAGUGUCAUGCCAACUGUAUACAGUACCACUAGACACAGUUCAACUGAAUAUAGUUCAACAACAAUACGACCUUCCCAAUUUGAGUCAUCUACAACUUCUUCUACCGGAAUCGAAACAAGCACAUUUAGCUUAACAGAAAUGAGUACAUUCGGACAAAGUUCAACAGAAAGCAAAUCGACAUCUCCUUCUACAAGAACAUCCACUCAAUUCAUUUCAGCUAAAACAACUUCACGCCCUGACACUACAUCCACGCAAUUUAUUUCAUUUGGAAAAGGCUCACCCAUAAGCAAAUCAACCCCUAUCACUCAAAAAACAUCUACCUACCUUUCCUCAACUGAAUUAACUUCUUCGGACAUCAAUUCCACUCCAAUCAGCACAUUUACAUCUGCGAGUACGGAUAUAAAUACAUCCACACUGUCAAAAUUCAGUACACCAACAGUUAUUUCCUCUGCAUUGGUUACAUCAUCCACUGUUGGUUCUGCAGGCACUCGAACAAGUUCAUAUAAACCGACAGUAAUUAGUACAUCUGUAAUAAGCUCAAGUGUAUAUAGCUCAACAGACACAAGAACUACAAAGCUGAAAUCAUCCACAAUUUCUACGAGUCGAAUUUAUGCAAGCACAUACACGUCGACAGAAUCAAAUACAUUUGGAAAACGUUCGACUGUAAGUGAGUCGACGUUCACUUCCAAAAUAACAUCAAACAAACCAACUCCUACCCCUAAAACUACACCAACCCAUUUCCCCUCAACUAAGUUAACUUCCACGGACUUAAGUUCUACUUCGUUCAGCACAUUUACUUCUGCGAGUACGGACAGAAGAACUUCCAUUGCGUAUACUUCGACAGACAAACGAACUACUGACGUUAUAUCAACUACAAUUUCUACGAGUCAAAUAUACAAAAGCACAUACACGUCGUCGACUAAAAUAAGUACAUUUGCAGAAAGUUCGACAGAAGGAAAAUCAAAGUUUACCUCUGAAAUAACAUCUACUCCCUAUAUCUCAACUAAAAGUCUUUCCACGGAGAGUUCUACUCAUUUGAGCACGGUUACAUCUGCUGCCACAGAUACAAGUAGUUUGACACCGACGGUAAUCAGUACACAGGAAAUCUCUUCCACGGAUUCCACUAAGUAUACUUCUUCUAUAGCUACUUCAGCAGGUCCUGAAACAAGCAGUGUCAUGACAACUGUAUACAGUACCACUGGACUCAGUUCAACUGAACAUAGUUCAACAAAAACACGACCUUCCCAAUUCGAGUCAUCUUCAACUUCUUCUACCGGAAUCGAAACAAGCACAUUCAGCUUAACAGAAAUAAGUACAUUCAGACAAAGUUCAACAGAAAGCAAAUCGACAUCUCCUUCUACAAGAACAUCCACUCAUAUCAUUUCAGCUAAAACAACUUCACGCCCUGACACUACAUCCACGCAAUUUAUUUCAUUUGGAAAAGGCUCACCCAUAAGCAAAUCAGCCCCUAUCACUCAAAAAACAUCAACCUACCUUUCCUCAACUGAAUUAACUUCUUCGGACAUCAGUUCCACUCCAAUCAGCACAUUUACAUCUGCGAGUACGGAUAUAAGUACAUCCACACUGUCAAAAUUCAGUACAUCAACAGUUAUUUCCUCUAUAUUGGUUACAUCAUCCACUGUUGGUUCUGCAGGCACUCGAACAAGUUCUUAUAAACCGACAGUAAUUAGUAUAUCUGUAAUAAGCUCAAGUGUAUAUAGCUCAACAGACACAGGAACUACAAAGCUGAAAUCAUCCACAAUUUCUACGAGUCGAAUUUAUGCAAGCACAUACACGUCGGCAGAAUCAAGUACAUUUGGAAAACGUUCGACUGUAAGUGAGUCGACGUUCACUUCCAAAAUAACAUCAAACAAACCAACUCCUACCCCUAAAACUACACCAACCCAUUUCCCCUCAACUAAGUUAACUUCCACGGACUUAAGUUCUACUUCGUUCAACAUAUUUACUUCUGCGAGUACGGACAGAAGUACUUCCAGUGCGUAUACUUCGACAGAACAACGAACUACUGAAGUUAUAUCAACUACAAUUUCUACGAGUCAAAUAUACAAAAGCACAUACACGUCGUCGACUGAAAUAAGUACAUUUGCAGAAAGUUCGACAGAAGGAAAAUCAAAGUUUACCUCUGAAAUAACAUCUACUCCCUACAUCUCAACUAAAAGUCUUUCCACGGAGAGUUCUACUCAUUUGAGCACGGUUACAUCUGCUGCCACAGAUACAAGUAGUUUGACACCGACGGUAAUCAGUACACAUAAAAUUUCUACCACGGAUUCCACUAAGUAUAUAUCAUCUGUUGCUACUUCAGCAGGUCCUGAAACAAGCAGUGUCGUGACAACUGUAUACAGUACGACAGGACUCAGUUCAACUGAAUAUAGUUCAACAGAAAUACGACCUUCCAAAUUCGAGUCAUCUACAAUUUCCUCUACCAGAAUUGAAACAAGCACAUUCAGCGUAACUGAAAUAAGUACAUUCGGACAAAGUUCAACAGAAAGGAAAUCGACAUCUCCUUCUACAAGAACAUCCACUCAGUUCAUUUCAGCUAAAACAACUUCACGUCCUGACACUACAUCCACGCAAUUUAUUUCAUUUGGGAAAGGCUCACCCAUAAGCAAAUCAAUCACUCAAAAAACAUCAACCCACUUUUCCUCAACUGAAUUAACUUCUUCGGACAUCACUUCCACUCCUAUCAGCACAUUUACCUCUGCGAGGACGGACAAAAGUACAUCCACACCGUCUGAAUUCAGUACACCAACAGUUAUCUCCUCUACAUUGGUUACAUCAUCCACUGUGGGUUCUGCAGGCACUCGAACAAGUUCUUAUAAACCGACUAUAAAUAGUACACCUGUAAUUACGUUAUCAACGUUUUCGUUCACAACUACAGACGUGUCGUCUUCUUUCAUGUCAUCUGCAAUUACACUUGUAACAUCCACGACUAAUGUCUCAUCUCCAAGGGAAACAAGUUCAGAACAGGUUUCCUUAUCAACAAGCAGUUCCACAGUUGAAAGCAGUUCAGUACAGACAGAAACGUCAACAACGACCGUUAUGUCAUCAUUACGCACACUAUCAAGCAUACAUACAGAAAGUUCAACUGCUCCGAUUGUCUCGACAGUAUCAUUUGAGCAGAGUUCAUUUUAUUCGAUCACAGCGUCAACACAUAGCGAUACUGUAACAGAUGAAUUAUCUUCCACAACGUCCAAAACACCUCUUACGUCCUCGAUAAAAACAGGAACGACUGUUCUGUCAACAACUUUUUCUGACAGAAUUACAGUCACUAGUGGAUUUAGUUCCUUAUCUAGUUCUAUAACAGAGAGGUCCUCAAAAACUCCAACUAUAUCUACAUGGACCAGGGAACCUUCUUCCACAACACCUGCUACCGUAAUAUCCUCAGACAUCACGACUAAAGAUAUUUCAAGCACAUUUAAAACGUCGCCUGAACUUACUUCCAUUGAAUUUAGUUCUACUGAGUUUAAGUCAUCUAAACCCUCUACUGAAAUAAGUACGGGUACAUUCUCGACAACGGGAUUUGGUAUAAAUGGGAAAGGGUCACCUUUGAGUAAAUCAACAUUUAGUCCUGAGAUCACAUCAACGUCUGUCUCAACUGAACUUAGUUCUGAUUAUACAUCUAGUAGAUUCAGCACCGAUACAUCUGCUCAAACAUACACAAGUAGUAAACAGCCAACCGGAAUAAGUUCAACGAAUAUCACUUCUUCUGUACCGACUACGUUUAGAUCAACUUCCACAAAGACUGAUGCAAGUAGUUUCAAACCGACUGUCUACAGUACCUCUGAAAUCAGAUCAACUGUAUAUACCUCAACUCAAAUUGACUACAGUUCAACAGAAAUUAGACCAACUAAAUUUACGUCAGUCAUAACUUCCACUAAACCUGAUGCAAGCACAAAAAUUUCGACAGAAUUUAGUACAUCUUGGAAAAGUUCGACUUCAGUCACAUCAACUGUCCGUCCUGAUAUUACAUCUACUCAGUUUAUUUCCACACCAAUUAUUUCUACUGAACGAGGUUCUACUGCCUUUAGCACAACCUCUCAUACAAGUAUAGAAACAACCAGUUUGAGUCAAACUGUAUUUAGUACUCAGGAAAUCACUUCAAAUGUUCCAACACAAUUUAGAUCUUCUACAAUAACCAAAACUGUAAAAACUGAUACAAGUAGUACUCGGCCGACAGAAUACAGUACAUCUUAUAUUAGUUCACCUGGAUAUAGUUCAACAGAAACUCGACCUACCAAAUUUAAGUCAAGUACAACAGUUUCUGUUGAAACAGAGACAAGCACAUACACAUCAACUGAAUUUAUUUCUCGUGGAAAAGGUUCACCUGUGAGCAAAUCAACCAUACUUCCAGAUAUUACAUCAACCCUGUUCGUUUCAACUGAAAUCAUUCCUACCGCAACUGGUUCUACUGAAUCUACGACGACUUCUUCUGCGAUAGAAACAAGUAGUUUUAUACCAACUGUAUUCAGUUCACCGGUUACCACUUCUAUUGAGCCUACACAAUUAAGAACUUCUUCUGCAACCACGACCGUUAGAAGGGAUACAAGUAGUUUUGUUCCAUCAGAACGUAGUACACCUGAAAUUAGUUCAACUGAAUAUAGUUCAAUUCAAACUAGAACAGCCACAUUUAAGUCAGCUAAAACGUCUGCUGAAAUAGUCACAAGCACAUAUAUGUUGACAGAAUUUACUACACAAGGAAAAAGCUCACCUUUUACCAAAACAACCUUUAAACCAGAAAUUACAUCAACACAAUACUCUUCGACUGGAAUUAUUUCUACUGAGCUUGCUUCCACUGAAGUAAGUACGACUUCUUCUACCGAGAUAAAAACAAGUAGUGAUAGACCAACUGCAUUCAGUACACCGGUGAUCACUUCAUUUGAACCGACAAAGCUUAGGUCUUCUGCUACAACCAGGCCUGUUGGAACUGACACAAGUAGUUCUCUUCCGACUGAACUAAGUACAUCUGAAAUCAGUUCAAUUAAAUACAGUUCGACAGAGAUAAGAACUACCAAAUCUAAGUCAUCAACAUCUGCCCCAGUUGAACCAACAAAGUUUAGAUCUACUAGCACAGAAAGUUCUGUCGGAACUGACACAAGUAGAUUUGUAACGACAGAACAAGGUACCACUGAAAUCAGAUCAACUGUAUAUACCUCAACUCAGAUUGACUACAGUUCAACAGAAAUUAGACCAACUAAAUUUACGUCAGUCAUAACUUCCACUAAACCUGAUGCAAGCACAAAAAUGUCGACAGAAUUUAGUACACCUGGGAAAAGUUCGACUUCAUUUACAUCAACUGUCCGUCCUGAUAUUACAUCUACUCAGUUUAUUUCCACACCAAUUAUUGCUACUGAACGAGGUUCUACUGCCUUUAGCACAACCCCUCGUACAAGUAUAGAAACAACCAGUUUGAGUCAAACCGUAUUUAGUACUCAGGAAAUCACUUCAAAUGUUCCAACACAAUUUAGAUCUUCUACAAUGACCAAGACUGUAAAAACUGAUGCAAGUAGUACUCGGCCGACAGAAUACAGUACAUCUUAUAUUAGUUCGCCUGGAUAUAGUUCAACAGAAAUUCGACCUACCAAAUUUAAGUCAAGUACAACAGUUUCUGUUGAAACAGUGACAAGCACAUACACAUCAGCUGAAUUUAUUUCUCGUGGAAAAGGUUCACCUAUUAGCAAAUCAACCAUUCUUCCAGAUAUUACAUCAACCCAGUUCGUUUCAACUGAAAUCAUUUCUACCGCAACUGGUUCUACUGAAUCUAUGACGACUUCUUCUGUGAUAGAAACAAGUACAUUUAUACCAACUGUAUUCAGUUCACCGGUUACCACUUCUAUUGAGCCUACACAAUUUAGAACUUCUUCUGCAACCACGACCGUUAGAAGGGAUACAAGUAGUUUUGUUCCAUCAGAACGUAGUACACCUAAAAUUAGUUCAACUGAAUAUAGUUCAAUUCAAACUAGAACAGCCACAUUUAAGUCAGCUAAAACGUCUGCUGAAAUAGUCACAAGCACAUAUAUGUCGACAGAAUUUACUACACAAGGAAAAAGCUCACCUUUUACCAAAACAACCUUUAAACCAGAAAUUACAUCAACACAAUACUCUUCGACUGGAAUUAUUUCUACUGAGCUUGCUUCCACUGAAGUAAGUACGACUUCUUCUACCGAGAUAAAAACAAGUAGUGAUAGACCAACUGCAUUCAGUACACCGGUGAUCACUUCAUUUGAACCGACAAAGCUUAGGUCUUCUGCUACAACCAGGCCUGUUAGAACUGACACAAGUAGUUCUCUUCCGACUGAACUAAGUACAUCUAAAAUCAGUUCAAUUAAAUACAGUUCGACAGAGAUAAGAACUACCAAAUCUAAGUCAUCAACUUCUGCCCCAGUUGAACCAACAAAGUUUAGAUCUACUACCACAGACAGUUCAACAGAAAUUAGACCAACUAAAUUUACGUCAGUCAUAACUUCCACUAAACCUGAUGCAAGCACAAAAAUUUUGACAGAAUUUAGUACACCUGGGAAAAGUUCGACUUCAUUUACAUCAACUGUCCGUCCUGAUAUUACAUCUACUCAGUUUAUUUCCACACCAAUUAUUUCUACUGAACGAGGUUCUACUGCCUUUAGCACAACCCCUCGUACAAGUAUAGAAACAACCAGUUUGAGUCAAACUGUAUUUAGUACUCAGGAAAUCACUUCAAAUGUUCCAACACAAUUUAGAUCUUCUACAAUGACAAAGACUGUGAAAACUGAUGCAAGUAGUACUCGGCCGACAGAAUACAGUACAUCUUAUAUUAGUUCACCUGGAUAUAGUUCAACAGAAACUCGACCUACCAAAUUUAAGUCAAGUACAACAGUUUCUGUUGAAACAGAGACAAGCACAUACACAUCAACUGAAUUUAUUUCUCGUGGAAAAGGUUCACCUAUUAGCAAAUCAACCAUACUUCCAGAUAUUACAUCAACCCUGUUCAUUUCAACUGAAAUCAUUUCUACCGCAACUGGUUCUACUGAAUCUAUGACAACUACUUCUGCGAUAGAAACAAGUACUUUUAUACCAACUGUAUUCAGUUCACCGGUAACCACUUCUAUUGAGCCUACACAAUUUAGAACUUCUUCUGCAACCACGACCGUUAGAAGGGACACAAGUAGUUUUGUUCCAUCAGGACAUAGUACACCUGAAAUUAGUUCAACUGAAUAUAGUUCAAUAAAAACUGGAACCCCCACAUUAAAGUCAGCUAAAACGUCUGCUGAAAUAGUCACAAGCACAUACAUGUCGACAGAAUUUACUACACUAGGUAAAAGCUCACCCUCUGGGACGACACCUUCUUCUAGAAUAAAAACAAGUAGUAUAAGACCAACUGUGCUAAGUACACCGAUUAUUACAUCCAUGGAGCCAACGCAACUUUUAUCUUCUACUAGAGGCACAACUGUUGGAACUGAGGUUAGUAGUCUUCCACCAACGGAAUAUAGUACACCUGAAAUGAGUUCUGUGGCAUAUAGUUCAACAGAAGUUGAGUCUACUAAACUGCAGUCAACUACAACAACAACUGCUGAGACAGGUUCAAGCACAUAUAAGUCGACAGAAUAUAGCACAAAUGAAAAAGGUUCACCUAUAAGCAAAUCAACCAUAUUCCCAUAUGUUUCAACUACCCAAUUUGUUUUUACAUCAACUGAACCAAGUUCUACAGAAUUUAGGACAACUACUUCUACGGAGACAAGUAGUUAUGGGUCAAGCGUAUUUAGCUCGCCUAUAGUCACUUCCAUGGAACCUACACAAUAUCUAUCCACCACUGUUGGAACUGAGGCAAGUAAACCGACAGAAAUCAGUACACCUGAAAUUAGUUCUAUCGAAUAUAGUUCAACGGAAGUUGAACCUACUAAAGUAAAUUUAACGACAACAACAAUUUUGACGGAAACCAGUAGCUAUGAAAAAGGUUCGCCUAUAAGCAAAUCAACCUUUCUUCCAGAUAUUACAUCUACUCAGUUUGUCUUCACGUCUACUGAACAAGGUUCUACAGACUUUAGGACAACUACACCUGAAAGUACGGAGACAAGUAUAGUCACUUCAAUUGAACCUACAAAAUUUUUAUCCACGACUCUUAGAACUAAAGCUAGUAGUCUUCGUUCGACAGAAUAUAGUACACCUGAAAUCAGUUCUAUUGAAUAUAGUUCGACGGAAGUUGCAACAACUAAACUUAAGACAACUACAACAACAGCUGCAACGGAAUCUAGUUCCUAUAGAAAAGGUUCACCUAUUACCAAAUCAACCAUUCUUCCAGAUAUUACAUCGACUCAAUUUAUUUUUACUUCAACGGAACUUGGUUUUACUAAAUCUAGCACAACAACUACUGCCAGUAUAGAAACAAGUAGUUUUAAACCAACUAUAUUCAGCACACCAAUAAUCUCUUCCAUUGAACCUACGGAAUCUUCGUACGCACCAGAAAGUAGUUCCAAAUUAAUAACUUCUGAAAUACCACAGUCAACGUCAUCUGUAAAGCAGCUUACAACAACACUCGAGCAUGUUUCAUCUCCAACUGUGUCCAAUGCAACAACGACAUCCCCGGGAUUGGCCAGCUCCACUAUUGCAAAUACAACUUUAGCACAGAUGAAAACAAAAUACUGA